Molecule: messenger RNA, 11210 nt
Organism: Oxyura jamaicensis (ruddy duck)
Lineage: Eukaryota; Metazoa; Chordata; Aves; Anseriformes; Anatidae
Gene: MGA
Product: MAX dimerization protein MGA
Exons: 25
Coding region: 343-10041 (3232 amino acids)
Biological process (GO): regulation of transcription by RNA polymerase II; positive regulation of DNA-templated transcription; cell fate specification
Cellular component (GO): MLL1 complex; nucleus
Molecular function (GO): RNA polymerase II cis-regulatory region sequence-specific DNA binding; DNA-binding transcription factor activity, RNA polymerase II-specific; protein dimerization activity
Source: RefSeq, a predicted model, not a curated record
CGGUUGUCCCCCCCCCCUCCCGGCCCCGGUAACGGCCGCGCGGCGCCGCAGCCGGUGCCCUGCUCCCGCGGGGGCGGCCCCGGCCGAGGGGAAGCGGGAGGGGGGGGGGGAGGCAAAAACGGGAGCGGCCCACGUGAUGGGCCGGCGCAGCCAAUGAGGACGGCAGGAGGGUGCGCGUGGCACGCGAAGGCCGCAGGAGCCGCGAGCGGGCCGCGUGGGCCGGGGCGGUGCGCGGCGCCCCCGGAGCCGGCGGCGGGAGGCAGAAGAGCGACCACAUGUAGAUGAUUAUCAGACCUGUGUAGAAUAUACCUUUUGAUUUGAGAGCUUAUAAAAGUGUUCAUCAUGGAGAAACAGCAGAUUGUGCUGGGUAACCGGGAUGGCGGGGCAGUGUUUGGUACAGCACCUGCUUUCUUUGUCAUCCUGAAACAACAGCAGGGGAACGGUAAAGCUGACCAAGGAAUCCUAGUGGCGAACCGCGAUGCCUGCGCUCUUGCUAGCAGCGUGUCAGCUCCAGUCAAAUCCAAAGUGAAGACCUGCCUCCCAGCUGACUGCGUAUCAGGGGGCAUCACUGUCACCCUGGAUAACAACAGCAUGUGGAACGAGUUCUACCAUCGCAACACUGAGAUGAUUCUGACGAAGCAGGGGAGGCGCAUGUUCCCGUACUGUCGGUACUGGAUUACAGGUCUGGACGCCGGCCAGAAGUACAUUCUGGUCAUGGACAUCUCCCCCGUGGACAAUUACCGGUACAAGUGGAACGGCCGCUGGUGGGAGCCCAGCGGGAAGGCAGAACCCCACGUCCUUGGGCGAGUGUUCAUUCACCCGCAGUCGCCUUCCACUGGCCGCUACUGGAUGCACCAGCCAGUGUCCUUCUACAAACUCAAACUCACCAACAACACCCUGGACCAGGAGGGACACAUAAUCCUGCAUUCGAUGCACCGCUAUCUGCCGCGACUUCACUUGGUUCCUGCAGACAAAGCCACAGAAGUCAUUCAGCUCAACGGCCCGGACGUCCACACGUUUACCUUCCCACAGACAGAGUUCUUUGCAGUUACGGCCUACCAGAACAUCCAGAUUACCCAGCUGAAAAUAGAUUACAAUCCUUUUGCUAAAGGGUUCAGAGAUGAUGGGUUGAAUAGUCGGCCUCAGCGUGAUGUGAAACAAAACAGUAACUUAGAACUGGAAGGAGGUAAUGUUUUUAGCUCUGCCAGCCUUCGUGGUCGCCCUGCUGAAGUUGAUGCAUUAGGUUUGCAUCAGAGGAGUCUAGAUUCUUCAUUCAUUGGUCAGAACCCAUCGGACAUUGAUAUGGAAAAAGAAUCCUUUAAUGCAGAAAGGGACUUUAUGGGUUUCCUGGACACCGACCUGGCUUCGGGUGAUAUGCCAAAGCUAAAACAGGAAGCCUCUGAAAGUCCCAUCACUAGCAGUUACAAAAGCAGUUCCCGAGUGGCAUCCCCAGUGGACCCAAAUGGACACUUCAACGUAGUCAUUAAAGAGGAGCCAGUCGAUGAUUAUGACUACGAGACAAGUAUUUGCACACAAGGAAUAACUGUGAAACAGGAAGACACAGAUGAAGAAACUGAUGAGUAUUCCAACACUGAUGAUGAUGAUCCCAUCCUACAAAAACGCCUGAGGAGGCGCAGUGAAACAGAUGGGAAUGAUGGAGAAUUCAGGUCUAGGAAGCGCGUGCUGACCAGUCCUUCAGGUGUUGCCAAAGCAAAAAUGUUAAAAUUGGAUAGUGGGAAGAUGCCCGUAGUCUAUUUGGAACCGUGUGCGGUCACAAAGAGCACAGUGAAGAUCUCCGAGCUGCCGCAAACCAUGCUGUCCUCUUGCAAGAAGGAUAAAUCCCCUUUGAGUGCAAUACUGGAUUCUUUGCCUGUUUGUUUUGAAAAUCACAAAGAUUCCUGCACAGAUCCAGCCACUGUAACUGAGGAGAUAGCUAUGAAAAAAAUACCUCCUGGGAGUAAACUGUCACAGAAAUACUCUUCAAUCAAAGAGGCCCAAUGGGUUCUAUCUAAAUCACCUAAUUUUAAUCUCAGGGGCUCUGUAAGCUGUCGCUUUUCAGAUAAAGAGAUCUGUGGAAGAAAAAAGCCUGGAAUACUGAAGAAUACUGUGUCCAUGAAAGGCAGUGGUAGCAAUCAAAACGCCAUGUCAUCAGGUACAACUAAAAGAGGAAGGCCACGGAAACUGAAAAUCUCCAAAGCUGGUCGGCCACCUAAAGGUAUAGGGAAACCUGUAAUAACGAGCAAGAAUGGCCCUCUGGGGCCUGGGAGCAUCCUUCCGGAUGUUAAGCCAGACCUUGAAGAUGUUGAUGGAGUCCUCUUUGUGUCCUUUGCAUCAAAGGAAGCUCUUGACAUUCACACUGUUGAUGGAGCUGGAGGAGAAGAGUCGCAGAAUCUUCAGGCUCCCCUGUUGACUACAAAUGAUCCAGAUUGCCAAGCAAGAAUACAAGUACUGGAAAAGGAAUUGAUGGAAGAACUGAAAACCUUAAGGCACAAGCAAGUAAUACAUCCUAGUCUUCAGGAAGUGGGACUGAAGUUGAAUUCUGUGGACCCAACAAUGAGCAUUGACUUGAAAUACCUGGGUGUGCAACUUCCUCUUUCCUACUCAAAUUACUCUUUGUGGAACUAUCCGGGAACAAACCCCAAUUCUCCAGAUACUGGAUUUCCUUUCGUUUCCAGAACGGGAAAGACAAAUGAUUUCACAAAGAUCAAAGGCUGGCGAGGGAAACUUCACGGUGCUUCCAGAAAUGAAGGUGGCAGUUCAGAAGGUUCCUUGAAGAAUCGCUCAGCGUUCUGUAGUGACAAGCUGGAUGAGUACCUGGAAAACGAAGGGAAGCUGAUGGAAACAAGUAUGGGAUUCUCUUCUAGCACACCCACUUCUCCUGUGGUGUAUCAGCUUCCCACCAAGAGCACAAGCUAUGUGCGAACACUAGACAGUGUUUUAAAGAAGCAAUCCACCAUAAUUCCAUCCACAUCUUACACGUUCAAGCCUGUUUCUAUGUCAUCUACCUCUAGGAAGUCAAAGACUCAAAAUAGACAGACAUCUUCAAACAGAGGAAAGUCAUCCUACAAGCCCAUACUGCCUUCACCUUUUUCUGCCAAGCAGAAGCAGAACUUUUCAGCAUCAGGGGAAAAGGUUGCUAAGUCUCUCUCAAAUAGCAGUUUGUCUAACCAAGCAGAUAGUUUCCUGGUGCCGGCUCUGGAUGAAAAUAUACUGCCAAAACAGAUAAGUCUUCGCCAAGCACCACAACAACAAGGAGCUCGUCCGCCAGGUUUGUCUAAAUCUCAAGUGAAAUUAAUGGACUUGGAGGACUGUGCUCUCUGGGAUGGCAAACCACGGACCUACAUUACAGAAGAACGAGCAGACAUUUCUCUGGCAACCCUGCUUACAGCUCAGGCUUCUCUCAAAAACAAACCUAUCCAUAAAAUAAUAAGACGACGAGCACCUCCUUGCAAUAACGAUUUCUGCCGACUGGGCUGUAUAUGUGCCAGUCUAGCACUGGAAAAACGUCAGCCUACCCAUUGCCGCAGGCCAGACUGUAUGUUUGGUUGCACUUGCUUGAAGAGAAAAGUGUUGCUGGUGAAGGGAGGAUCAAAACAUAAGAAAAUACUGAAAAAGGCUGUGCGUGGAAGUCUUGUGUUUUAUGGAACACAAGAAGAACAGCAAGAGGGUGAAGAUGCAGCAGAAGAGGGUGAUGGAGACGAAGAUGAGGUGAAGCAGAAAGAUAAGAAGAAGAGAAAAAAAGUGGAAUACACUAUCUGUGACUCAGAGCCAGAAAAGCCAAUCAGGAAUUGUCCGUUGUGGGUGAAAGUAGAAGGUGAAAUAGAUCCAGAACCAAUUUACAUCCCAACACCAUCUGUUAUUGAACCAGUUAAACCUGCAGUACUGCCCAACCCAGAAGUCUUGAUUUCUACCAAACAUAGAUCUUCCAGUGGAGCGAAAACAGGAAGAGUGUAUACUCCUAAACCCAACCCAGUGAUUCGAGAAGAGGACAAGGAUCCUGUCUACUUGUAUUUUGAAAGUAUGAUGACUUGCGCAAGAGUUCGAGUAUAUGAACCUGGGAAAGAGGAAAAAAAGCAACAGAAAGACCAGAAGGAUUCACAGAGUUCUUUUAUAAAGAUGUAUGAACAAGGACUUCAGUCUUCUAAGAAAGAGUCUUCGAAGAAAGAAUUAUCUAAGAAAGAGUCUGUUAAGAAAGAACCUUGUAAGAAAGAAACCUGUGAGAUAAACAAAGACCCUGAUAAACUGGGAGAGAAAAGCUGGUGGUCUUCCCAUAGUGAGGGGGACUCUUCCUCCGCCUCCUAUGUUCAUCACACCACUCCUGGUGGACCAACCAAACUUAUCGAGAUAAUCUCUGACUGCAACUGGGAGGAAGAUUGCAAUAAGAUCUUGACCAUCUUAUCACAGCAUAUCAACAGUAACAUGCCGCAGUGCCUCAAAGUGGGUAGCUUCAUUAUUGAAUUGGCUUCGGAAUACAAGGCCCAGGAUGAAAACAACCCUCCUGUGUACUCCUCCAGAGUGAAAAUUUCAGUGCCAUCCUACCAGGACAAAGAUGAAAAGCCUGAGACACCUGUCUUGGAGACUCCCGAUAGUGCAGUGCCGUCAUGCAAAAAAACAGAAAAUCUAAAGUUCUUGCGGGCAGACACAUUGGACAAGCUACAGGAGAAGUUGCAUGGGGGCAAAGGCUUGCCUUUUUAUGCAGGGGUUUCUCCUGCAGGAAGGCUGGUUGUCUACAAACGCAAAGCUAAUAUGAGCCCCUCAGGCUUGAUUCAGGUUAAUGAUAAAAGGUAUCCUCAGGCCAAACUGCUUUUGGGACAGAUGGGGGCAUUACAUCCUGCCAAUCGGCUAGCUGCUUAUAUCACAGGCAGGCUGCGACCCACAGUACUUGAUAUCUCAACCCUCAGUACUGUGAUCUCCAAGGUAGCAUCCAAUGCUAAAGCAGCUGCUCCUGGGACACCAUCAGUCCAGGUGCCCACAGCAUCACCUCCCAAAACUACAUCUUCCACCAGCACUACUUCAACCCCCACUGUGACGACUCUGAAAGCUCAUGUCCCAGCACAGAGACAGAUAGCUGCUCGACCCUCACCUGGUGGUGUGUUCACAAAGUUUGUCAUGAACAAAGUUGGAGCUCUGCAGCAGAAGAUUCCUGCAGUGAGCACAUGCCAGCCUUCAUCAGGGCCGCCACAGAAGUUCAAUAUCAAGCCAACACCAAUAAUGGUUGUUGCUCCUGUGGUUCCUUCACGGCCGUCUCCAGCUCAGUGCACUGUCUCUCCUGGGGUCACUACAGCCAUCACCACUUCUCCUGUAACUGUAGAAAGCACCAGUGUGGCAGUAUCUACUGUGACUACUCCUAGCCAGACAAGAGCUAGUGAACCUGCCUCCUCUCCUCCUGCAAUUACAGUUACAGGUGCUUCUGCAACACCUGGAAUCAACACUUGUACUACUUCCUCGCCUGCCACUCCUACUGCCACUGUGAAUAUAACAAAAGCGACUGCCAUUGCUGCACCGGUACCUACGGUAACACUUGCUACUGUAGUAACAACGCCAACAAUUACUUGUCCUGUCGUCACAACAUCCACUUCUACAGUUGUGCUAACAACUGCAGUAGCUACAUCGGUGGUGACCACACCAACUUCCUCCAUCAGCUCUGUUCCCAUUAUAUUAUCAGGAGUUAAGUCAACUCCUUCAUUGGCUCCAAAAAGAGAAGAUGCUAGUCCACAAGCUCUAAAUAAGACGCCCCCAAAGAUCUCUCCUGGAACGGAGAAACGUGUAGGACCUCGAUUGCUGUUGAUUCCAGUGCAUCAGACGUCUCCCACUCUGCGACCAUUAAACAACGUGCAGCUUCCUCAGAGGCAGAGGAUGAUCCUUCAGCCUCUCAGGAGCCCUGGUGGUGUGAACUUGUUCAGACAUCCUAACGGACAGAUAAUUCAGCUAGUCCCUCUGCAUCAGUUUCGAGCUCCAGGUACCCAGCCCAGUGCCCAGCCCAGUGUGCAGCCAGUGAUGUUCCGCAAUCCAGGAUCUGUUGUAGGAAUUCGGUUGCCUGCACCUGCUAAGCCGCCUGAAUCUCCUCUAUCUCCUCCUUCCUCUGUGUCUUCCACUUCUCCAGCCACAAAUCCAGCUUCACAAGCUGCAGGACCCAAGUUAUCCCCUACGUCUAAUCUAGUCACUCAAGCAUCCUCUGUUCUUCCUUCAGUAACAAGUUUUGUGUCACAAGCAGGCACUCUGACUCUGAGGAUCUCUCCUCCUGCUGCUAGCAGUGUGACAAAUCAAACAGCCUCGGAAUCAAAAAUAACGUGCAGCUCAGGUGUUCUGCCAGCUUCAACAGCUAAUCUCAUACCUUUACAAUCUGGUAGCUUUGCUUUACUUCAGCUCCCAGGACAGAAGACCGUGCCAAACUCCAUUCUUCACCAUUUUGCAUCUCUUCAGAUGAAGAAGGAUUCCAAGAAGACAAGCCAGAAAGAUGACUCAGGCGCUGCUCAGCAGAAGGAGACAGGGAAGGCUUUGCGCUCAGAGGAAGCUGAAGUUACAGAGUCUGAGGUCACAGUGUCAGAUAGCAAACAAGAAGAAAAUGAACCGUCAGUAAGCCAGCCAAAUAAUGUUGAAGAGCCAGUGUCUGGCACAGUCACACCUGGUAAAAAUUCCACUGCGUUAGAGAGAGUGGAAAAGGAUUCAAAGGCACUUGAGAGUUCUUUUGAUGAGUCGUCUCUUCAGCAUGAUGUUUCCACAGAUGUCAUAUCAUCUGACCAUUCAUACAUCAGUGAAAAGCCAAAUGAUGAGGAAAAUGAAGUAGUCAGUGAUGAGAAAGAUGAUUCUGUCCAUUCUGAAACUGUAGUGGAGACUACUUCAACUAACUCUGGAACCAUUUGUGGAUCGUCAGAUCGGUCUGUAGCUGGUCCUCCGGGUAGUGCACAUCCACAGGGUCUCAGUAAUCAGGAGACUGCACAGUUGAAGAACCAUGGUAAGGAACAAAUGCCUACUGAACAGGAAGAGAAACCAGUUAAAGUGCAGGAAGGAGAUGCACAGGCACAGAAGAAGGAGAGCAACAAGUCAAGUUCUGGGCAGUCCCAGAGUCAACAAGAGCAAGGUACACAGCUGGAGAACAAGAAGGAACAGAGAGGGACUGAACUGCCUCACAAUAAACAAGAAUGCCAGGCUGAUGCUGUACAGCCAGAAAUAGAAAGAAAGCAGUACAAGGGCUCAAUGGAAGCAGAAAGCUUAGGAGAAAAAAAAGGAAGCAAGUCUGAAAUGAGUUCUGCAAAAGAGCAGGGUAAUACUUCAAGAGAAAUAAAAGCAGUAAAUACUGAGGAAGGCAAAACAAAUACAGCCACGCAGGAAAAUAGUAACAACAAAGAACAAGGUGCUGUUGAUUCUCAGGAAGAAAUAAACAUGGUUAAAGAUGUUGUAAUACAUGCCAACAGUUCUUGGAGCAAAAUAUCCAGCAUUGCACCUGCUUUAGAAAACAAAAGUGAGGCAGACAACAAAGCUGACAGAUCAGAUAAAGGUGACUUCCUGACAGCAGAACAGAGGGCACGGGAACCCAAGCGUCACAAAAAGGGUGGUAUGCCCCCUGUUGAUACACCUGCUGAUUAUAUGGAAGAGGAAGAAUACGAAGAUGAUGACGAGGAUGAAAAAACUGAUGAUUCUGCUGAUGAGAUUCUGGAUGGUGCUUCUGAUUUCCCAAGUGAAGAGGAAAUAGAUGUUGAAAAAGUGUUCCAGGAUGCGUGUGAAUACAGUGAGGAUGACGAGCAGGUGGACAUUGAGACCGUGGAGGAGCUUUCAGAGAAGAUUAACAUUGCCCGUCUGAAGGCCACAGCUGCUAAUAUCCGACCUUCCAAAGAGAAAUACCAUGCUCCUAAUUCUUCGGAUGAAAAAAUAUCAGAAAAUCCUAUGAAGCAGAAUCCUCAAAUCUGGAGCAGAAAGCAGAAGACAGAGGAAGAAGCCUUUGCUCAUUACCGCCAGACACACACAGCAAAUGAACGCCGGCGACGUAAUGAAAUGAGAGAUCUCUUUGACAAGUUGAAGAGAGCUCUGGGGUUGCACAAUCUUCCCAAGGUCUCCAAAUGCUACAUUCUCAAGCAAGCAUUUGAUGAAAUUCAGGGAUUGACCGAUCAGGCAGAUAAACUUACUGGACAGAAGAACUUACUGGCACGUAAACAGGAUUCUUUGAUUCGGAAAGUAUCCACACUUUCAGGGAAGACAGAAGAGGUUGUCCUAAAGAAGCUAGAAUAUAUGUAUGCCAAACAAAAAGCCAUAGAAGCACAAAAAAAGAAGAAACAAGUUCAGCCAGCAGAAUCUGUUGUAACCUCAACUGCUACCACACAGCAAGAAGGAUCUUCUCUUCCAUCCAGAGACCUGGGCAAAGUGGCUAUGACAAAUAGAAGAGGCAAGCCAUUGAUACUUGCCAGAAAAGGAAGCCAUGCCACAGAGGACACCUCCUCCUCUCUUACACUGACUGCUGCGAGCCUAGUGAUGACUCCACAGGGGCAGGUGCUUACGCUGAAGAGCCCACUGGUACCAGGGCAGGUAGCAGCUGUUCCCUCCACACUCUUGCAGGCCGAGUUAAAGCCUCGAGCUACCAACACCACCGUGACAGCGCAGCCAGGUAUUGCUUCGGUGAUGAUUCAGCUGCCAGGAUCAACAGUUCCUGUCCAAGUUAAGGGAAUCCUUACCAACUCUACCAUUCCUAUUACACUGUCAACUGUUGCUGGAAACCCAGUGCCCUCAACAGUAGUGUCAGCUACAGAGCCCCAUUCAGAAAGUGAAGAUUCAUUCAUGAUGCCAAGGAUUGUUAAUGUCACAUCACUGGCAGCUGAAGGAAGUAUGAAUCUAAACCCAAACAGAAACAAAAAUUCUAAUACAACGACAGCUGCAGCUACUACUCAGGCUUCUGAGAAGUCCUUGGUAGUAGCACCUCUCGAAAGUAGGAAGAGUGAUAGCAUCCUUUCGGAAGAAAAGGCCAAACAGUGUCCUGGAGACAGCGGAGGAGAUGGAAGAAGUACCACAGGUACCGCCAAAGGUUUAUUGGAAAAUAAAGAUGGUUUUCCACAGAUCCGGAACGUGUCCUGUACAAAGGAACGCCCAGAGUCCUUUGGCAAAAAGCUCUGCAUUGGUGAGUUUGUAGGAAGCCAACCUAGGAAGAAAGACAGCGAUCCUGGAGGAGAGAGAUUAAAAAUGAAAGAAUUGCCAUUCCGCAAGCUGCAGCUCAAAGAUUCGAGGAUAGAAAUGGAACUGAGGAAGGUAGCUUCUGCAAUGGAGGAGGCAGAACUGGAUACAGGUGAGUUACUGAGCAGCAUUGAGGAGAGUGAUGACACUGAUGAGACCCUCACUUCUCUGCUCAAUGAGAUCGCUUUCCUCAAUCAGCAAUUGAAUGAUGAUGCUUCAGGUAUGUCGGAGCUGCCCAGCGCUCUAAACUCAGAUUUCUCCCAUGGAGAUGCAGAAGCUCGCCGGGGAACAGCCAGUGAUCUGUCCACUGCAGAUGGUUCUUCCUUCCAGUUUAGCCAUUUGGGAGGAGGUUUUAAGGACCUUUCCGAAGUUCCAGAGGGUGGUGGCUCUUUAAGUCCUCUCCUGCUGCACCUGGAAGAUGAUGAUAUUACCGAUGGAGACAAGAACUCUGGGGAGCCUUCAUCCGAAGCAGAUGUUCUAAAGAUAGUAAUAGGUGCUGAAAUGAAGGAUCCGCUUCCCAGUCUGUCCGUAACCAGCGGUGGGAGCGGCAAAACUGCAGAGACCACCAGUGUGACUCCCCCGGUUUUGCACAUGAAAACGAAUCCAGAAGCUAGUAAUGCUGAUACUUUGUGGAGGCCCAUGCCCAAGCUGGCACCACUUGGCUUAAAAGUGGCGAGUCUGCCAGUAGAUUCAGAAGGGCAGAGUACUAAAGUGAUGCCCUUAUUGGCACCUAUAGUUGCAAAACUGGCACCCACUGGGGUAAAAACUUCAUCUGCAACUGUUCAAGAAGGACAGGAUAGCAAAGUAAUGCCCGCGUUAGCACCUGUGGGCACAAAGCUUAGUAAUACUGGGACCUUACCUUCAAAUUCAGCAGGCAAAUAAAUGUGUGUAUAUUUUAUCAGACUGGAAUGGAGAUCUGGAGCCAGUGUGAACCAGUGUCUGAGUUUGGCAACCUCCCUUGUCUGCAACGCUUUGUUUUCUGUAUGGCAUCAGCACUCUGUUCAUCUGAGGGCAGGCCCCAAAUUGAGAAAUAAGUGCUAUGAAACUUUAAGCAUGUUGACAUAUUUUUACCUCACCGUUGUAUUCUGGGUAUUCUCCUUCUCCUUCACAAAAGGUGGAAGAUGAUCUAUCUGUAACCAUUGCUGGGCACAUGGUAUCCUUCCAAAAUUGGGUCCUUCAUGGAAAUAGUUUGUAAAAGGACUGAGAAACCUAGGCUAUUGACAGAUACUUAUUUUUUCCCAGUAGAGAGGCAGCUGUGUGUUGUUGAGGGAAAAAACACGUUUCAUUUGGUUUUGUACCAGGCAAACUAUCUAUGCAGAAAUGGGAUUGUUUCACAUGUGCUGUUUCUAAAGUUUUGCAGAAUAUGAUGAACGUGCAGAAAUGAGAUUGCAAUUACUCUCAAAUGUGUUACCUAGAGCAGCAGAAGGGAAACUGGAGAUGGUGCAGAGGGCUGAAGCUAAAAGUUCUUUGGUGCUAGAUAGUUCUCUGGCAGAGACUCCUUUUAGGAGCUUAUGCCCAGAAUAUUGUCAUAAACAUCUAGAACUCUCACUGAAUGGGGGAGAUGAUAUUUCCCAAUGCAAUUAGGAUAGUAGGUGAACUUUAGAACAAGUAAACAGAAAACAACAUACAGAAAAGCCCCUCACCACUUUCACCUCAUGGCCCUAUACAAAUAAUCCCUCCUUUGAUGGUUAGGGCAUCUGUAAGGGAGAACCUCAGAGAGUAGAAAAAAAUGUGGGCACCCUUUUGCUACAUCUUUAAAUACACUGCUGAAGUAGCUUGAGCGCUUUCCCAGUUCUCUUCCUCAUUCUUCCUGUCGUUCUUCAAGAUGCAUUUGGUGGACAGGAUGUUAAUAGAAAGUGUUGUUUCAUAAAAAUACAGAACACUUUCAGACUGUUGUAGCCUAAAUUAAACGAGCAAGGUGUAUAUGUGAAUGUAUAUAUGAAAAUAUGUGUAUAUCUUUCCAAACCUUCCAUUUCUUUAUAAAUUCAGGAAAGGUACUCAGAGGUUUCUCACUGCGUUUGCACAAGAUGUGUAUAGCAAAAAAAAAAAAA